This is a messenger RNA of Nerophis lumbriciformis (worm pipefish), 1074 nucleotides long. It is a transcript of the gene gper1, whose product is annotated as G protein-coupled estrogen receptor 1. Gene Ontology annotation, biological process: G protein-coupled receptor signaling pathway; cellular response to estradiol stimulus. The record is from RefSeq and is a predicted model, not a curated record. Gene Ontology annotation, cellular component: membrane. Gene Ontology annotation, molecular function: G protein-coupled receptor activity; nuclear estrogen receptor activity. Lineage: Eukaryota; Metazoa; Chordata; Actinopteri; Syngnathiformes; Syngnathidae.
GGCUCGCGGACUCGGACCAUGUAGCGUCUGAUCCCGGACAGUCCGACGGCGUCCAGCAUGGAAGCGCAGACCGCCUCUCCGGUUUGGAUUUACGUCAACGCCAGCGAGCGAGCCAACGCCUCCGAUGAGUACAUCGCCGCCGACGGCUCCUACGUGGUGGGCCUCUUCCUCUCCUGCCUCUACACCGUCCUCCUCUUCCCCAUCGGCUUCAUCGGCAACAUCCUCAUCCUGGCGGUCAACCUCGCCCACCGGGAGAAGAUGACCAUCCCCGACUUGUACUUCGUCAACCUGGCGGCGGCCGACCUCAUCCUGGUGGCCGACUCGCUGAUCGAGGUGUUCAACCUGAACGAGAAGUACUACGACUACGCCGUGCUGUGCACCUUCAUGUCGCUCUUCCUGCAGGUCAACAUGUACAGCAGCGUCUUCUUCCUCACCUGGAUGAGCUUCGACCGCUACGUGGCGCUGGCCGGCUCGGCGGGCGGCAGCGCCCUGCGGACCAUGCGCCACGCCCGGCUCAGCUGCGGCCUCAUCUGGAUGGCGUCCAUCCUGGCCACGCUGCUGCCUUUCACCAUCGUGCAGACGCAGCACCGGGGCGAGCUGCACUUCUGCUUCGCCAACGUGCCGGAGAUCCAGUGGCUGGAGGUGACCAUCGGCUUCCUGGUGCCCUUCUCCGUCAUGGGGCUGUGCUACUCGCUCAUCGGCCGCGUCCUCAUGAGGGCGCAGAAGCACCGCGGGCUGUGGCCGCGCCGGCAGAAGGCGCUGCGCAUGAUCGUGGUGGCCGUGCUGGUCUUCUUCAUCUGCUGGCUGCCGGAGAACGUCUUCAUCAGCAUCCAGCUGCUGCAGGGCACGGCCGCCACCACGCUGUGGCACGACUACCCGCUCACGGGCCACAUGGUCAACCUGGCCGCCUUCUCCAACAGCUGCCUCAACCCCAUCAUCUACAGCUUCCUGGGGGAGACCUUCAGGGACAAGCUCAGGCUCUUCAUCAAGCAGAAGGCCAGCUGGUCGCCCGCUGACCGCCUCUGCCACCUCGGCCUGGACUUGGGCCUCAGGACUGAGGUGUCUCAGGUGUGA